Molecule: messenger RNA, 3302 nt
Organism: Acomys russatus (golden spiny mouse)
Lineage: Eukaryota; Metazoa; Chordata; Mammalia; Rodentia; Muridae
Product: keratin, type II cytoskeletal 78-like
Biological process (GO): keratinization; intermediate filament organization
Cellular component (GO): keratin filament
Molecular function (GO): structural constituent of skin epidermis
Source: RefSeq, a predicted model, not a curated record
UUCUUUGAAUACCCCUAGUGAUGCCAACCGUUGCCCGGAACCACGGCUCACGCUUCCAGAUGCUUCUCUGGCUUGCAGGGCAGGGCCUGGGUCUCCUACCUCGGGCUCUGCACGUGCCGUGGAUCCAUUCCCCAGGUGUGUCAGAGCAGGUCAGCCGCAGCAAGCGGCAGACACAGUCAGGCUGAGAACAUCUUGCUCUCCAAGGCCCAGCCCAGGGACGGGAGGGGAUAAAAGUCUCGUGCCAGGGCCCCAGGGCAGAAGCACACACACCGUGACCAUCUCCAGUCUGUCUGAAGCUGCGGGCCUGUCUGCCUCUGCCAUGUCUCUCUCCCCAUGCCGGGCUCAGGGGGCCUUCAGCGCUCGCUCAGCGUGUUCUGCGUUCUCGGGGGCUCGGGGCAGGGCUGGCUUCAGCAGCAGGAGCCUUAGCUCCUCCAGGAGAUGCCGAGGAAGCUCUUGUGAGAGGGCCUGGGGGGCGCGGGCCAGGCAAGGGGUACGGUCUGGGCUUUCCCAGUGCCCUCCUGGGGGCAUCCAAGCAGUGACCAUCGACCAGAGUCUGCUGACCCCACUGAAGAUUGACGUUGACCCCCAGUUCCAGGCGGUGAAGACACAGGAGACCCGAGAGAUCAGAACCCUCAACAACCAGUUUGCCUCCUUCAUCGACAAGGUGCGCUUCCUGGAGCAGCAGAACAAGGUCCUGGAGACCAAGUGGGGGCUGCUGCAGCAGCUUCAGGGGAACCAUAGCCCCGAGGGCCUGGAAUCCAUCUUCGAAGCCUGCCUGGCCCAGCUCAGGCAGCAGCUGGAGGAGCUGCAGAGAGAGCGAGGGGCUUUGGACUCUGAGCUGAAGACCUAUCGGGACCAGGAGGAUGAGUAUAAGUCCAAGUAUGACCAGGAAGCUCAUCAGCAUGCCUCGGUGCAGAAUGACUUUGUGGUCCUUAAGAAGGAUCUGGAUGAGGUUUUCAUGAGCAAGAUGGAUUUGGAAGGCAAGCUGGGGUCUCUGAAAGAGUACGUCUGUUUCCUGAGGCGUCUGUAUGAAGAGGAACUGGGACAGCUGCAGACCCAGGCAAGUGACACGUCUGUGGCGCUGUCCAUGGAUAAUAACCGCUUCUUGGACUUCGGUGACAUCAUCGCUGAGGUCCGCGCCCGCUAUGAAGAGAUCACUCGGACUAGCAAGGCCGAGGCCGAGGCCGUGUUCCAGACCAAGUACCAGGAACUUCAAGCCUCAGCCCAGCUUCAAGGACACAGCAUGAAGGAAGCCCAGGCACAGAUUUCCCAGCUUCGGCAGGCCAUCCAGAGGCUGCAGAGUCAGAUCGGGAGCGUCAAGAAGCAGACUGACAGUCUGCAGUCAGCUGUCGUGGAUGCCGAGCAGCAUGGGGAGACGGCUCUGAGGGAUGCUCAGGCCAAGCUGGAUGAGCUGGAGGCUGCUCUGAGAACAGCCAAGCAGGACAUGGCACGGAUGCUGCGCGAGUACCAGGAGCUGAUGGGCACAAAGUUGUCCCUGGAUGUGGAGAUCGCCACCUAUCGAAGGCUGCUGGAGAGCGAGGAGUGCAGGAUAUCUAAGGAGCACAGGAGCCAGGUCACUGUCUCUACAGCAGAAGGCAGCAUUGUUGUGCCUGGAGGAAUUGGUGGAGGCCAAGUGGUCACAUCUGGAGGAUUUUGUAGAGGCCAAAUGGAUAUGCCUGGAAGAAUUGGUGGAGGCCAAAUGGUCACAUCUGGAGGAGUUUGUAGAGGCCAAAUGGUUGUGCCUGGAAGAAUUGGUACAGGCCAAGUGGUCAAGGCUGGAGGACUUGACAGAGGCCAAGUGGUUGUGCCCGGAAGAAUUAAUGAAGGCCAAGUGGUUGUGCCCGGAAGAAUUAAUGAAGGCCAAGUGGGUGUGCCCGGAGUUAAUGAGGCCAAGGUGGUUUGCCCGGAAGAAUAAUGAGGCCAAGUGGGUGUGCCCGGAAGAAGAUUAUGAAGGGCAAGUGGUUGUCCCGGAAGAAUUAAUGAAGGCCAAGUGGUUGUCCGUGCCCGAGAUAUAGGCCAAUUUUCAAGAGGCCAAGUGGUUGUGCCCGGAAGAAUUAAUGAAGGCCAAUUGGGUCCCGGAAGAAUUAAUGAAGGCCAAGUGGUUGUGCCCGGAAGAAUUAAUGAAGGCCAAGUGGUUGUGCCCGGAAGAAUUAAUGAAGGCCAAGUGGUUGUGCCCGGAAGAAUUAAUGAAGGCCAAGUGGUUGUGCCCGGAAGAAUUAAUGAAGGCCAAGUGGUCAUGCCUGGAAGAGAUUGUGGAGGCCAAGUGGUCAUGCCUGGAAGAGACUGUGGAGGCCAAGUGGUCAAGCCUAGAGGAGAUUGUGGAGGCCAGGUGGUCAUGCCUGGAAGAGAUUGUGGAGGCCAAGUGGUCAUGCCUGGAAGAGAUUGUGGAGGCCAGGUGGUCAUGCCUGGAAGAGAUUGUGGAGGCCAGGUGGUCAUGCCUGGAAGAGGUUGUGGAGGCCAAGUGGUCAAGCCUGGAGGAGAUUGUGGAGGCCAGGUGGUCAUGCCUGAAGAGAUUGAGGCCAAUGUCAUGCCUGGAAGAGGUUGUGGAGGCCAAGUGGUCAUGCCUGGAAGAGAUUGUGGAGGCCAAGUGGUUCAAGCCGAAAGAGAUUGUGGAGGCCAAGUGGUCAAGCCUAGAGGAGAUUGUGGAGGCCAAGUGGUCAUGCCUGGAAGAGAUUGUGGAGGCCAAGUGGUCAUGCCUGGAAGAGGUUGUGGAGGCCAAGUGGUCAAGCCUAGAGGAGAUUGUGGAGGCCAGGUGGUCAUGCCUGGAAGAGGUUGUGGAGGCCAAGUGGUCAAGCCUGGAGGAGAUUGUGGAGGCCAAGUGGUCAUGCCUGGAAGAGAUUGUGGAGGCCAAGUGGUCAUGCCUGGAAGAGGUUGUGGAGGCCAAGUGGUCAUGCCUGGAAGAGAUUGUGGAGGCCAAGUGGUCAAGCCUAGAAGAGAUUGUGGAGGCCAAGUGGUCAAGCCUAGAGGAGAUUGUGGAGGCCAGGUGGUCAUGCCUGGAAGAGAUUGUGGAGGCCAAGUGGUCAUGCCUGGAAGAGAUUGUGGAGGCCAAGUGGUCAUGCCUGGAAGAGUUGGUGAUAGCCACAUGGGCACUUGCUGGAAAGGCAGUUUUGGGCCUGGAAGCUGUUCUAGCAUUGUAACGGGCGGCUUUGAUACCCCCCAGGGGUCUGGGUUCAGCCCCAGCAUGGGUUUCUGCUCUGUGUCUGGCUCUGGCUUCAGUUCUGGCUCUGGCUCCAGCUGCCGCACCAUUUUGAAGAAGACAGUGGAGUCAAGUCGGAAGACAUCUGUCAUUUAUUGAGUGACCA